Oppiella nova is the source of this 931-nucleotide messenger RNA. The record is from the annotation of a GenBank genome assembly. Lineage: Eukaryota; Metazoa; Arthropoda; Arachnida; Sarcoptiformes; Oppiidae.
ACAGUGAAUGUGAUUGCAUUGCAAAUGAUGUAGAAUUGUAUGAAUUGUACGGAAAUUACAUUUAAUUGCGAUUAUUAUCACAGUAUUUGACAAUCCAUUGGAAACUCAGUUAUUAAUGCCUUUGACCGCAGAGUCCAACACUGGCUCCCAUUGAACACCAAUUGUGUAUUGAGUGCAUUGAGUGACAGUUAGUCUCCGCCACAGUAUCAGACAAUUUGUGGUCAAUUCGUGACAUUUGAUGAUACGAUGAGCAUCUGUGUUGAAUCGGUACGAGUGAUGGUCUGAUGGGUGAAUUGGUGGACCAGUUGGUGGUGUAGUGAUUGUCUGAAGUGUCACUUAUGUCUGAGGUAUCAUAUGGUAUGCAAUGACUGAAGACAACCCAACAGUGAAUACAACUCAACAACUAAUGGACUGACGGGUCGUUCACUCAUAUCUCGUCUUUUGAUUCGUGAAACCAUUGAUUGAUAACUGAUUUAUGUAUUGAAGAGACAAUUUGCUGAACACUUGAUCUAAAGAGUGGUUUGUUUGGUGCGACACCUCUUCAGCGCAUCCCAUAAGACAUAAUAGUAUUAAUAGAGCAGUGAUUUGAUAGCCUCAGCGCACCAUUAGCUGCCACUCUUCGUCAGUGGUGAUCGUCGAGAUGCCGGCCUUCUUUCUGGACACUCCAGACAUUCUUCCACUUCCGAGUCUUCAGGCGUACACAACGAUCAGUGCUCUGUUGUUGUCGUGUAGUAUAUAUUAUGCAUUUCAAGUCACUUCAGAACCCGAUUGGAAACUCAACGCCACUCUCAGCGUUGGCCUCACUCUCGCCAACGACAACAACAUCACCGCAAAUGAGACGGACUUCUCGUCGCAUAUGAUGGUCUCCAAUGGGAGCCUCAGUCACGCCAAUGAGACGUCUUUCCAUUUGGGAGUCCUCCUGGAGAGCGGC